GAUGCACACUGGAGUAGGGCAGAGAGGCGGAGAACAAAGAAAUAUCACUGGGAACUGAAGCUGGUUAGAGUGAAAUAAAAUUAGUGUGAACUCCAGGGUCCAGAAUAAGACAGGAUAUCUCAGAGGUAGUGCAUUACAUAAGUUAAUCAUGGGAGUAGGUGCAUGUUUAAAGGACUAUUUUCUUGGUUUCUGGGACUAUGAAACCCCCAAAAUCAUGGUAGUUAAGAAUCUAACUCUUGGAGUCAUAUACAGAGGAGUUCAGUUUAUUGUCAUCACCUACUUUGUCUGGUACGUCUUCAUAAGUCAGAAAGCCUACCAAGAAACUGAAACACGUCCCGCGAGCUCAGUUUACACUCGCAUGAAAGGCUCAGCAGUUCAUGGAGAUCAAAUCCUGGACACUGUGGAAUAUGUUCGACCAUCGGAGGGUGGAGAUGUCAUUACUGCAAUAUUGAGACGAGAGGUCACAUACGACCAGAAGCAAGAAAACUGUGCUGAGUAUUUUGGUGUUGCAAAUGCUAACUGCUCGAGGGACUCUGACUGCAUCCAAGGAGAGGUUGACUUUAAUGGCCACGGUAGAAGGACGGGCAGAUGCAUUAGAUACUACAACUACACCUUCAAAACCUGUGAAAUCAAAUCCUGGUGUCCUAUCGAGGAAUAUGCUGUCCACAGAGAGCCACCUUUGAUGGAGGCCAUCAAUUUCACUGUAUUCAUCAGAAACUCCAUACUUUUCCCAAAGUUUGGAGAGCGGAGGGGUAAUAUUAAGGGCUCUUCAAACAGACGCAACAUGCACAAAUACCUGAACAAAUGUCUAUAUGAUGAGGAGAAGGAGCCCUACUGUCCAAAUUUCCGACUGGGUUACAUUGCACAUCAAGCCCGGGAGAACUUUAGUGAGCUCUGCAGAACGGGAGGUGUGAUUGGUGUUUUUAUUCAUUGGAACUGUGACCUGGACCUGGAUCCUUCCCGCUGUAAACCCAAAUAUUCCUUUAGGCGCCUGGACCUCAGAAAAGAUCAGGCCAACUCUGGUUACUAUUGCAGGUUUGCCAAAUACUACCAAAAGAAUGGAAAAGAGUCUCGGACACUUAUCAAGGCUUAUGGCAUUCGUUUGGAUAUCAUUGUUCAUGGACAAGCAGGUAAAUUCAGCCCAAUUCCAACCAUCAUCAGUGCGGUGACCGCUUUGACUUCUGUCGGAAUUUGUACUAUUAUUUGUGACUGGAUCAUGCUGACAUUUCUUGACAAAGAUAACGUCUACAGUGAGAGCAAGUUUGAUGAAGUUAUAGAUGAACCAACCGAUGAGUCCAUUCCGCCACAACUGCUUUACAUCACUAGCUUCAGCGCAUACCAAUCAGACUUGUCAGAUGACGUGCUGCUGUGAUGUCAUCAAAAAAGUCACCUCAUGGUGUGGACUCCAAGAUUUUCUAUGACCUCUCUUGAAUACUAAUAAGAUUCAUCUAAAUUGCUUGGCAUCAUUUUUUUUUAGCCUGAUGAGAGCUUCCAGCACGAAACGACGCACGAGAUGAGUAAUGAGCAGUAAUUCAAUAAGUCACUUCCCAUAAAGUGCAUCGCUAACAAGAUUCUGCGGUUGUCUAAACUCAUCUGGAUUCUUCACAAGACCACAACGGCCAAGAGUCGGUGAAGAGUCAUCGACCCAUUUCUGCCGUGAUGAGUGAAGUAUCAUUUCAGUUUGGGGAAAAUUUAGUAUAAGCUUUGUAGGUAUGUAGAACUAACAUGAGUAAAAUGUGAGAACAUGUAAACGUACGUUAUUAGCCAGUAUGGAUAAGCUAAUAUUAUUUUCUUAUAAUUACCUUAUAUGUCUCAGAAAGAGUAGAGCAGAAUGUGAGCCAUUUAUGAAUCAUGUGUGAAUAUGGAGUCAACAUUUACACCAAUAAUAUUCUGCAACAAAGAUGCUGUUUAAAUCUUUUGGCCGUUUUUCCCAUUUUAUACAUACAUUCAGACAACAUGUAAAAAAAUAUAUUUUGCAUUGAGUU
Messenger RNA from Syngnathus acus (greater pipefish), 1985 nucleotides. RefSeq names its product purinergic receptor P2X, ligand-gated ion channel, 2 (gene p2rx2). Lineage: Eukaryota; Metazoa; Chordata; Actinopteri; Syngnathiformes; Syngnathidae. Bases 149 to 1372 code for a protein of 407 amino acids. Gene Ontology annotation, biological process: response to ATP; monoatomic cation transmembrane transport. The record is from RefSeq and is a predicted model, not a curated record. The transcript has 12 exons. Gene Ontology annotation, molecular function: purinergic nucleotide receptor activity; extracellularly ATP-gated monoatomic cation channel activity; ATP binding. Gene Ontology annotation, cellular component: nuclear inner membrane; plasma membrane.